AACACGUUGAUAAGACGCAACUAGCGGCCAGUACAGGAAACAGAGCCUGGAACACGAGUAGUAGCACAUUCGAAGAACAUCGAGCUGGAGAUAGCAGUUUGGUGAAUAAAAUAUGCGAGUGACAUGUUGUACAUCACUUUUAAUGAUCAGCGGAAAACAUUCUUUCCCCAGCAAGAAGUCAACGGUUUUAUAAAUUUAAACGUAACUUCGGAGAUUCGGAUAUCAAGUAUUAUAAUUUGUCUUAGUGGAGUAGGAGUGCUGCAGAAUAAUGACAAAGACAACAAACAUGAAACCUAUUUCGACAAGGUUGCAUAUAUUUUCAACAGUGAAGGCAUGGAUGAUGUGAAAAAGCAUAUGAACGUGGGCAAACAUUCUUUCCCGUUUAAGUUUGUGUUGCCGCAGAAUAUACCGGCAUCAUUUGAAUCUCCGAACGGAUUUGUGCGCUAUAGCGUCACAGCAUAUAUGGAUAAAGGAGACUGUGGCCUUCAGUCUGCAGUGGCCUUUUUUACUGUCAAUGAUAUUUUGGAUCUCAACGAAAUCCCUAAAUGCCGGAAACCACGUACGUACUGGGCACAGCAAGAUGGUCGCCGCCUAUUCUGUUUCAAAUGUAGGUCAAUAUCGGCGGUGUUGAACAUCCCACGGAGAGGAUUUGUUUCCGGUGAAAAAAUCUUGAUCAAUGCAGAGAUCAACAAUUUGCGUAGCAAACCAAUCAGCUAUGUAAAAGCAACAUUGGUUCAGGUAAUCAAAUACAACCACAAAACAGGACACAGGAAGAUCAAAAGAAUUGUUGCAGAAGUGUUGAGAGGGUCAGUUAUGCCUUAUGAGUCACAGGUGUGGAAGGAGGAACCUCUUCACAUUCCUCCAGUGGCAGCUUCUAAACUUGUUCAUUGCUCCCUGAUGGAUAUACGGUACAUUCUGUAUCUACAAGUAUGUUCACCUAAGAUGGCAACGGGCAAGACGAUUAAACUUCUGAAAGUUCCUGUUAUCAUUGGUACUGUGCCUUUAAGGCAACAACAACAACAACAAGAACUAGAGGAAGAUAAAGGAGGACCUCUACUCUCUGGCACCAGCUUACCUGCCCCAAUCUCUGAGCCCUGUGUAUUUGGACCAUACAGUAUUACAGAUGUAUACGGCCAAGAUGGAGUUCAGAUAACGUUCACACCAUUAUAUGCAACAUAUUCUGUAAGAAGAGACAGAGUUUUGGAACUAGAUAAUUAAGAGAAAGGUGGUUUUCAGAAACAAGGAAUAAUAAGUUAUAUGUAAACUCCCAGCAGUCAUGUUUUAGAGUGAUGAUAUUUGCCUGCAACCAUUCGACUCA
This is a messenger RNA of Zootermopsis nevadensis, 1318 nucleotides long. RefSeq names its product arrestin domain-containing protein 2. The record is from RefSeq and is a predicted model, not a curated record. Gene Ontology annotation, biological process: protein transport. Gene Ontology annotation, cellular component: cytoplasm. NCBI's taxonomy places the organism in Eukaryota, Metazoa, Arthropoda, Insecta, Blattodea, Termopsidae.